GGAUGCUUUGGUGGAGAAGUUAGUUGAGGAAAGGAAUAUUGAGGAAUUGACAAGUAUAAAGCUGAAACUAUAUGACAAGUGCAAAGAAAUCAAGGACUUUCCAAGAGGAGAGUUUUACUCUAGAAGAAAACCUAAAAGUUCGAGUGGUUUUAGCAGUCUUGAAGAACGUCUUGCUGAUGACGUUUAUGAGUUAAUGAACUGUCUCGAUACAGGAAUUGUGACAAGUGGAGUUAAAGCUUUGAUUAAGUUGGAUUCAACUACAAAUGUGGCUGACGCAAAUAACAAGGUCAAUCAUGAGCCUGGCAACAGUAUAAAAAAUUUCAAUGACGUAUCGCUAAUAAGUCCAAACAUUACAAAUCGUUCGUUAAGCGGUUGGUCAGGGUUGAAAAGCAAACUUUCGUCAAUGGAAUCCGAUCAAAUGUUGUUCCGUGAAAGAGUGCUUUCUGAAAUUAUGGAAUUAAAAACCAAAGUUACAGAGCUUGACUCCACCAUACAAGUACAAAAUGCGGAAAUAAAACAGCUUAAGUCAGAAAAUGAGCGUCUGCUUGGCAUGCAUCCUAGUAGCAAUAACAUGUUCUGCAAUAAUAAAUCUAUAAGCAAUUCUCAGGAAUCCAGUAACCAUGUUGGUCAGGAUAAGAAUUUAAGCAAGGAAAAUGAGGAUAUUGUCAAUAAUUACGCCACCACACAAAAUGUGUUGAACGUCCCUUUAUUGAAAGAACCCCGUUCAUACAGGUCGGCUGUUAUGUCAAACAGUCAGAAGCAAACAGAUGAAGUGAGUAAUCGCCGACCAAACAAAGAGCAAAAUCAGAAACAGGAAAGCAAAAAAAACCGCAAAAUCCAAAGGGAAUAA
Molecule: messenger RNA, 850 nt
Organism: Paramuricea clavata
Lineage: Eukaryota; Metazoa; Cnidaria; Anthozoa; Malacalcyonacea; Plexauridae
Source: the annotation of a GenBank genome assembly